Messenger RNA from Melampsora larici-populina 98AG31, 675 nucleotides. RefSeq lists its product as uncharacterized. Gene Ontology annotation, cellular component: U5 snRNP; catalytic step 2 spliceosome. The annotation marks the transcript as partial. Lineage: Eukaryota; Fungi; Basidiomycota; Pucciniomycetes; Pucciniales; Melampsoraceae. Gene Ontology annotation, molecular function: U1 snRNA binding; U5 snRNA binding; pre-mRNA intronic binding. Gene Ontology annotation, biological process: spliceosomal tri-snRNP complex assembly; mRNA splicing, via spliceosome. The record is from RefSeq and is a predicted model, not a curated record. The transcript is spliced from 2 exons.
CCUGAACCACAAUUUAAAAAGUAUUUGUUUAGACAAUUGAAGAAUACCAAAUUCUUUCAAAUUACUGGAUUAGGUUGGGUGGAAGUUGGAUUGCAAGUUUGUAGACAAGGUUACAACAUGUUGAACUUGCCAUCCAUCGACCAUCCAUCCUUGAAUUACCUUCAUCUUGAUUACAACAUGAACUUGAAGCCCGUCAAGACUUUGACCACCAAAGAACGAAAGAAAUCCAGAUUCAGAAAUGCAUUCCAUUUAUGCCAAGAAAUCCUAAGAUUGACAAAAUCAAUUGUAGAUUGUCAUGUUCAAUAUCGUUCAGGAAAUGUUGAUGCAUUUCAAUUAGCAGAUGGAUUACAAUUUGCAUUCGCACACGUAGGACAACUAACAGGAAUGUAUAGAUACAAGUAUAAGUUAAUGAAACAAAUCCGGCAAUGUAAAGAUUUGAAACAUUUGAUUUAUUAUCGAUUUAAUACUGGUGCGGUUGAAAAAGGUCCUGGGGCUGGCUUUUGGGCUCCUCGUCCAAGAGUUUGGUUAUUCUUUAUGAGAGGUAUUGUACCUCUGUUGGAAAGAUGGUUAAGUAAUCUCGUGGCUAGACAGUUUGAAGGUAGAAAUAGUAAAGGGGUUGCGAAGACUGUGACCAAACAACGGAUCAGUUUCUUUCUAUUUGAUUUUUACUUUUAG